Messenger RNA from Topomyia yanbarensis, 7214 nucleotides. RefSeq lists its product as uncharacterized. Gene Ontology annotation, molecular function: protein kinase activity; ATP binding. The coding region runs from base 1928 to 6283 and encodes 1451 amino acids. Gene Ontology annotation, biological process: protein phosphorylation. The transcript is spliced from 12 exons. Lineage: Eukaryota; Metazoa; Arthropoda; Insecta; Diptera; Culicidae. Gene Ontology annotation, cellular component: nucleus. The record is from RefSeq and is a predicted model, not a curated record.
AGUUGUCUAAAAAUAGAGUACUUUUCGUUCUCGAUCUUGUCACAUGACUAGUACGGUAUUCUGUACUAGUGAUGUGGGUUCGAUUUUCUGAAGUCAAGUACGUAAAAGUUUAGAAUCCCUAGGCUUCUGUAGAAUAGCUAUUAAGUUAUGCUUGUGAAGGAAAAAACUGCUCAUGAUGCAAAGAAGGAUAGUAAAGGAAAUUGAAAUUGUUUCUAUUUUUCACAGCCAUAUUACCCAUAGUAACAGCAUUCAUAUAGUGACUCUCUUGAAGCGUCUCUGAAAAUUUUAAUUGCACUUGUAGCAUGUUAUAAAAUUAUGAUUGUUAUCUGGGAAGAGAUUUUUUCUGUAAACCAGUUUAUGGUUUUUAACGUAAAGAAUGUAAGCUUGUACGGCACAGCCAACCUAAGAAGGUGUGCUAGCAAAACGCUAUGUUGAAUAGAGACAACUUACGGAACUACAGCGAAACCGGAGUUGCACAAUAUUGUAGUUGUGGGAUAACGAAAGCCGGAGAAAAAAAAAGUUGUGUUUGUACGGUACUGCACCCGUGGUCAUGAUCGUACUGGUAAUCAAAUUGCCCCCAUUUGUGUUUUCGGGUCAAAUUUGCCCAAGUCUGACAAUUGGCACGGUUGGUGAUAAAGGCGAUUUUCAUUACAUUGAUUUUGCUAUAAAAAUGUCAUAUAUAAUACAAUUCAAGAGAGCUGCUCUUGAAGUAAAGAAGGAUAAUUAACAGAAAAUUCAAAUUAUUUUUUUUUCUUCAAAAGCUAGUUACGCAACGAAAUUUUAUUCACAAUCAAGAAGCCUUGUAAGGUUCGAAAGAUAAACCUGAGAGAUGACAAUAAUGUAUCUUCUCUCUCACCACCUAUAUUAACCAUUCGGUCUUAUGACCUUCGGUUUAAUGACAUUAGGUCUAUUGUCCAUUCGACCUAUAGUACUCUCAGCCAAAUAAACUCUUUGUCAUGAUAUCGUGAUAAAAAUCACGAAAGUACAAACAGAUUUUUCCAUUCAGUAAAAUAAUUGCCUCAAACUACAUCCUUCUGCAUUUUCGCCGCUACUCGUAUUGGGAAAUAUCUCACGCAAACGUGCAAAACCCUAACCCAACAGAGAAUCGCGAGAGAUGUGACUAGCAAUGAAUUGUUCGUGCUCACUCUCUCUCUACCGCCUCUGCCAAAAUCACAAUUCAUCGUACCGCGCGCGUCACCUCUCUCGGUUGUGAUGUCGCGUGAAAAGUCGCUUUUCCACCCCGCGCUACUCAUAACCCCGCCUCCCCCUGAUCGCUGGCUGCUCAACCCACGUUAGUUCGAAACUUUUCAUCAUUGGUAUUUUUAGCCGCCGACCGACCGACCAACCGAUUGAAGAAGCAGCAGAAACCGCGCAGAGAUUUCCGACCGACUCUCCUCGAUCAUCGUGUGUUCGGCCACUCGGGUCGGUGGGCAUGUAGAAGCUGGGUGUCGACGACGACGACGGCGCCGCGCAACAGAAUGCAAAACAACUCGCGAUUGCGUUAACAUCAGCAGUAGUUAGUGUGAAUUUGGUUCGUUCCAAGGGUUCGACACACAAAAAGUGUACUCCGAGAGGCUUUCGAUAACCAAAAAAAAAACACCCGAUAAAAUGCCGCUGUGAACAAACGCUAUCGGAACGACGUCCUUCUCGGGGUCGAUCGUUGUGAGUGAGUGAGUGAGUGUUUUUUUUUUAAUCCGUCAGUUCCUACAGUCUGCCAAGUGAAAGAGAAAGGUAGAUAUUUGAGAAGAAGAAAAAACUUUUCGUUUCCGCACUCGCGUCGCCAGUUCCCCGCGAGAUUCGCGGUCAAGAACAGUGUUUUUUUUUCGCCCGCUGAUCCGUUUCGGUCAAAUUGUGAAUUUCCUCCCAGAAGUGUUACAGUGUUUAUAAUUAUUAUUUUCUCGGGAAAAAAAACCGAUAAAGUUCGGAUAUGUCCACGUCGACGACGGCGACGGCGACAGUGAAGAUCCCGCCUGCGAAAGUAGUAAAUUAUUGUACCGAAAGUUCGGCCAGAAAUGUAAUUCUCUGUUGUCAUCAACCACAGCAUCAGAAUGGAUCGUCAGCAGCGCCAACGGCAGGCAGCGGCGGGGGGACCGCUAAAAAGUCGGUCAAGGUCGUUCAAAAAUCAUCAGCUGCAUCAGCAGCGGCAACCUCGAACGGUACUACCGCUCCUAUCUGUAAGCAAGCCUCCCCGCUCACCGGCGGCGGCGACGACAGUAAUAAUGAUAACAGUGCGAGUGCGACUUCGAUGAACAGUGAAAGUUAUUACGGUUCAAGUUCAACGGGGCCCAUUAUGGCAUCCUACCAACAACAGCUCCCGCAUCAGCAACAGCAAAUUAUUGGUGAAAGUGAGUACCCAUCGCAGGCAUAUCAACAGUCGAUGCACGGCGGUCCCCCGGUACCGCCGAUAAGAAACUACGAAAAUGUUAUGAUCGCAGCGAACCCCGCCGAUGAGGGACUGAUGUAUACGGCGGGUCUGCUUGCAGGAAGUCACGCUAAUUACAAUGGCACCUAUUACAACGGUGAGUUAAUGGACUUAAGUGCGUCGCAGUUGCAUCAGUCGCCGAUGGGUCCUGUUGUGCCUCAGCAAUAUCAUCAUCAACCGCAGCAGCAGCAGCAGCAAUCACCCCAGCAGCAUAAUGAUAUGUACAAUGCCGAUAUUGAUUUUAUGAACAAUUACUUGAAAAGUCUGCCUGAUUAUGCGGCAGAUUGUAGGAGUUCUUCGGCAGUCGCAGUGGCUCCAAGCGCAGGUCUUAAGAGUGAAAACUAUCGGCAUCAUUACGUCAAUGAUCCCUACUUUCAAUAUUACGACAGUGCAACGGCGAUGCAAGGUUACUACCCGAUCGCCAAGUCCAGUUCGUACCACGCAUACGGUUCGAUCCCGGUAACGUCCAGCAACUCCGGGAAACACCACUCGACAGGAGCAGGUCAUCCCACGUACUAUCAUCAACAGCCCCGGCAAUCGGCAGCCCAUCACUACCAGUCCCAGCCGUUUCUUCAACAUUCACAUCAUCAUCAUCAUCAAUUACCACCGCACCAUCACCACCCUCAUCCCCAUCACCAGUACCAUCAUCAGUCUCAUUACCAGCAGCCACCGCCGCAACAUCAACAAGCGGACAAAAUGCCCCGAAGUACCUCCCAUUCUAUGCUACCACGUGCCUCGGCUGACAGCAGAUAUUCAAACAGCAUGUCGAAUGUAAACAGCAACAACAACGCGGCCCCCAAGAAAAAUCGGACCACGCUUAAUGAUGGUAGUAACAACGGUGGUGGUGGCAUAGGUGGAGCGCCCAAACAAUCUAGCAUGAGCAAGUUCUGGCAGGAUACAACCUCCAACAAACCCUCGAGCAGUCCCAAGUUCGGCUGGAACUACGAUCGGAUAAUGGCCAAAUCGAAAAAAGACGUCCAGAACAGCAUCAACGAGUACAAGAAAAAUGUAACCAGCCUGCACAAUCUGUACAGCGUGGUGGACGGUGGCGGAGGAUCCUUCAUCCCGGAAGCAAACAAUCACUUCAAACUACGCAAAAACUAUUCCUACUCCCACCUAGACAAGCACAUCCGCGAUCAUCUCACAGAGGAAGAGUUCCAGCAGCUGGUCAGCGAGAGCGAAUCCAAACCGAACUUCUACAGCAAUCACUCGUGUAACUUCGCAAACCCACUUUGCAAAAGCUAUUCCAGCGGUGCUAUGAGUUUCGGACAGCAGCCGCUGCCACCGGCUCGUCCACUUCCACCACCGGCGGUUCCCAGCCAGAAGACCACGACCAGCCUUACAAAAAGUUCCUCCAAUGUUUCCAUUCUGCGGAAACCUUCCAUCACCCUCCCGGACGUGGCGGCCUUCAUCCCGUCCCUCAAUCUCGCCAAAAGUUCCUCUUCGUCCUGCAUCUACACGAAAGCCCUGAACCAACCGAACAGCAAAAAAUACAAUCUAUUCACCCCCUAUAAAAGUAUAGUCCCGGAACCGGUGACGGCCCCGAGCGACAUCAGCGCAGCCAACAAAAUGAUCUCGAAAAAUAACGCCCUCAUCAAGAAAAGUGCCUCUUUUAAUCCGUUCGGAAGUGCUCCAACAGGUGGCGGCGUCGGCGUAGUUCGCAAGGGAACUGGCGAAAGCUUCUUCAUCAAACAGCACAUCCCCCCGGCCAGCAAAGUGAUCGUCGAUUAUCCGCCCUUUACGAAAAUCUUCUCCAUCCAGAUCCCCAUCAACGGUCAUCUACCGCCGGCAUUCCCCAGCGGCGGCGGUGGUGGUGUCCUACCGCGUGAUCAACGCACCAGCCAGGACUGCAUCAUCAAUAUCGAAGAAGACAACAUCGAACAGAGCAUUGCCGAUAUCUACAAUGUAGGCUGUAGUUUCGAGGCGGCUCCUCCCGUAGGAGGAGUGUUCAAAAGUUACUCGCAUUCACGACUGAAUCCGGAUGCGAAGAACUUCACACCGAAUCGGGCGCUUUGUGAACAAUCGGCCGUGUCCAUCGGUCAACCCGCGGCGGUCAUUUCCUCCUCCGUCUUCAGUUCCGGCAGCAACGAAGUUACGCCCACGUACGUGUCGGUGAAAGGAAUCACCCUUUCGCAGUCGGCCACACAAAUCGCCUCCUAUGGAGACGAUCCGGAGGAUGAGGAUACCAUCGUUCCUACCGGGUCCGACAUCGAUGAUGAUGACGAUGAGGACGACGACGAGGAUGAGGAUGAUGACGACGAUGAGGAUGAAUUCGAUCUGAACUACCUGAACGAUGAAGAUUGCAUCGGUGUUGAGAAUCUUCCGGACGACGAGGUGGACGAGGGCAUCUUUGACACCGAUGUCAAUCAAUACUUUAUGCCAUCAAGUUCCAAGUCGCUGACAGGUGGAGGCGGCGGUACCGCUGUCCGUCACACAAACACCCCCAAACAACAGCAAAAGUCGGAGAUUCCUCGGAUAUUCACAACCAACGCGGACAUCUUUUUAGAAACGGAUGAUAUCCCAUGCGCCGGGACUGACAUGCUGGUAUCGGAUUCCACCGAUUCCUGCUCGCCGACGGAUGUGACCAGUACCACUAUUACAACUACGACCACGACGGCCACGGAGAUUUCAGCCGAUGAGAUGGAGAAACAACCAUCCGUGAGAAAUGAUGCUGAUGGGCAUUUGAUUUACCACACUGGCGACAUUCUUCAUAACAGAUACAAAAUCCUGGCCAUCCUAGGCGAAGGCACGUUCGGUCGGGUGGUGAAAGUCAAGGAUAUGGAGAUGGACCACACGAUGGCGCUGAAGGUGAUCAAGAACGUCGAAAAGUACCGGGAGGCAGCUAAGCUGGAGAUUAAUGCACUGGAAAAGAUCGCCGAGCGAGAUCCAACCUUUCAGCAUUUAUGUGUUAAAAUGUUGGAUUGGUUCGAUUAUCACGGGCACAUGUGCAUCGCGUUCGAAAUGCUGGGACUCAGUGUUUUCGAUUUCUUAAGGGAAAACAACUAUGAACCGUACCCGAUGGAACACGUGAGGCACAUGUCCUACCAGCUGUGUUACGCGGUCAAAUUUCUGCACGAACAUAAGCUCACCCACACCGAUCUGAAACCGGAGAAUAUCCUAUUCGUAGACUCGGAAUACACCUCGACGUUCAAUGCCAGAAAGAACCGCGACGUUCGCCGUGUCAAGUGCACCGACAUUCGGCUGAUCGACUUCGGCAGCGCUACGUUCGACCACGAACAUCACAGUACGAUCGUGUCCACCCGUCACUACCGGGCGCCGGAAGUCAUCCUGGAGCUGGGCUGGUCGCAACCGUGCGACGUCUGGUCGAUAGGCUGCAUCAUGUUCGAACUGUACCUGGGCAUUACGCUGUUCCAAACUCAUGACAACAGAGAGCAUCUCGCUAUGAUGGAGCGUAUACUGGGUACAAUACCCUACCGGAUGGCCAGCACUGAUCAAAUUUGCAGAAAAACCCGCACCAAAUACUUCCACCACGGCAAGCUGGAUUGGGAUGAGAAAUCGUCGGCCGGGCGGUACGUACGGGAUCACUGCAAACCGCUGCACCGGUACGUGCUGGCGGAAACACCCGACCACCUGCAGCUGUUCGACAUCAUUCGGCGCAUGCUGGAGUACGAUCCGGCCAACCGAAUCACACUAGGUGAAGCCCUCCGGCAUCCGUUCUUCGCGAAGCUUCCGCUAGCGCAGCGCCUGCACGAGAAAUGCAUUCUAGAGAAACCAAAAGCCGAAUUGGCAUCAAAGAAGGCGAAUGCUAGUACCACCACAGCAAACAAGAAAAAACUUCCCGGCAAAUUGCCACGCUCCUCAUCGCUAGCAAUCAACUUUCCUGCGAUGUUGAUACGCUGAUCACAACACUCCCCCGCUUAUACACAAACACACACUCGCUCGCUCGCACAACUACAACUGAACCAGGCUGAGCUACAUUGCAAAAACGCGCUUCUUAUCUUUUCUUUUCCCCGCUGCUGUAACAAAACAAACACCCUGUCUGUCGCUAGCACUUUUCCUCUUUUGCCCAAGUGAGUUUUCGUCGAGAUUAUAAGUGAUUUUAGUGUUAGGAAGAGGUAUUCUUUUACCGAGUUUCUGUUUUUUUUCUCGUCAUAUCAAGUUAGUAGAGCAAACACAAACCUAAAGCUGACUAAAGCUAGGAUCUGUUUACUCCGUUCUCGGUCCUUUCGCACAUGUACACAUACAACACAUCAUUCAGGGUUAAACGGCGUCAAAGUAUAUAGAGACGUAGCAACAUACCAAUAACACCUAUGAAACUAGCAACAUAAUAUGUAAGAAGCAUGUGUUGAUGUGUGCUUUGUGGAACAAGCGGAGUUGUAACAAAAAAAACAGAAUAAAUCAACUGAUGUAAUUAUUUAAUUUAGUGAUUACGGCAAACCAACACACCCACACACACAAAACAAACGAAAAUAUUAGAACUAUGAUGAUUUCUUUUUCUCCUAUUAUAUUAUUUUUAAACUCUAAACACAAUGAUCUUCUUUGCAACAUAAAUUAUAAAGAAACAAGUUAAGAAAAGGAACUCCCACACACACACACACACACCCACACUGGCGCGAACGUUCGUUGUAAGCGUACAAACAAUUUUGAUGUAAAUUAGUGGUUGCAUAGAGUCAACGUGAUAAGCGAGGAUAUAGAGAGAGUGGCGUUUCGCCACUUUGCACCUUUAGGAUCGCUGUUUGUGCGUGUGUGGGGAUUAUUUCUCGCCAGGAGACAUGAGAGAGUUGGAAAAUGUGAGUAAAUUAAAUAGAAUGCUGUACAAUUUGAAAAGUAA